This is a messenger RNA of Syngnathus typhle (broad-nosed pipefish), 3275 nucleotides long. RefSeq names its product sharpin and rbck1 related (gene shrprbck1r). The record is from RefSeq and is a predicted model, not a curated record. Gene Ontology annotation, cellular component: LUBAC complex. The transcript has 14 exons. Gene Ontology annotation, molecular function: ubiquitin-protein transferase activity; ubiquitin binding. Bases 331 to 2409 code for a protein of 692 amino acids. Gene Ontology annotation, biological process: positive regulation of canonical NF-kappaB signal transduction; protein linear polyubiquitination; proteasome-mediated ubiquitin-dependent protein catabolic process. NCBI's taxonomy places the organism in Eukaryota, Metazoa, Chordata, Actinopteri, Syngnathiformes, Syngnathidae.
AGGUAAACAAGCCGAAGAAGACAAAUCAGAAAUAGAACGUGUCGGACGAGUCGGAACAGGCUCUUCAGGAGAAAUUCUUGAGAACUUUGUUAUCUCUUCAACGAAGAAACAGGACGCUUCCAUGUCGCUAAAGGAUCUACAGUAAAUAGAAAGGAAGACAUAAUUUGUAGAUCGAGGAACUGACAUUUGACAGCCCACGCACUUGCUUCCUGUGUUGUCGGUGAGGUAGCUACGUCUGGAGCUAAAGAGGUUGAUGAUAGUCCAAACAACAGGGCUUGACGCGGACCCAUUUUUAUUCGUGACUAUUUUCUAAAUGCGUCCAUUGGCACUAUGUCACUGAGUUCGGGCGGUUGGACCGCGAGUGUUGCGACGGAACAGCGAGCGCUUCCUUCGCCGCCGGUUGAGAAUGGAGCGUCGCAAGCUGAACCCAACUGUCAAACCGUCCUCAUGUCUGUUCGAGUAUCGUUGUGCCAUUAUGGUAUUCGACCCCUGCGUCUUCCGGGAGCAGGCGAGGAGACUGUUCUCCUUCAGCUCAGUAUGGACCCGGAGAAGUCCGGGGAAUUCCGUCUUUGGCUCAAAGAUUGCAGCGGUAUCGGUCGUUGCGCGACUAUCACCAAGUUUGAUUUGAGAUCUGUGAACUAUGAAGUGAAAGCACCAAAAUGCCACCAGCUGAGUCUGACAACGCCUCCGCAUGAUCGUAUCAGCUUCAAUUUUCGGAAUGAGCAGGAGGCUCAGCAGUGGGCCACUGUGAUGAUGACAUCAUUGAGAGAAGCGCGCAGAGCAGCAGCAGCCACUCUAGAUGACGCAGAGUUUCUCCACCACCAAGAUACCUCAUCUUUGCAGCAAUUAGAAGACACAUGCAUCCAGCUAACCAGAGCCAUAGAGACCGGUGACAUAAAGGCGGCCUCAGUCUACGCUGCCAAGCUUUCCUGCCAAAAGGCUGCACUGAAGAUCCAACCCACUAUACGACAAUGUGAAGACACUGAAAUCAAUUUGACUGUUGUAAUCGAGGAUUCGACGUCAUCCUGUUGCGUCACUAUGAGAGUUUCUCCCGUGAUUACUACUGCAGCUUUGAAACAGCAGAUGUUCCUCGAAUAUGGCUUUCACCCGUGGCUGCAGCGCUGGGUGAUUGGCCAAUGCCUGUGCACUAACGAACGCUCCUUAGCCUCAUACGGCGUUCGUCAGGACGGCGACACGGCUUUUAUGUACCUCUUGUCGGCGUGCCACACGAAGCUGACCCGCCAACUCCUCCAGCAGGACCAGGAAAGCGCACUCCUCCACAAUUCCCUUCCGUGUGCGGAUUUGCGCCCUCACGCUUCUCAUAACAACGGGAGACUUUGUAAGACUUUGCCACCAAAGUUAAAUGGCGGCGACGCUGGUUCACAGAAAAAACACAGUAACCAAGAAGUCAAUGCCGCCAAUGUGGAGUUGCCUCAACUAGAUGAAAGAUCUUUCCCUCAGGGUUGGCCGUGCCCUUCGUGUACUUACAUCAACAAACCGACACGGCCCGGCUGCGAGAUCUGCGGCGCCAGUCGCCCGGAGACCUACAAUGUUCCGGGCGAGUACCAACCAGACUCUCUGGAACGCAGAUGGCUGCAGGAGGAGAAGGAUGCAAUUGCACAGUACCAGCGGGCAAGGGAAGAGGAACGCCAGCAGAAUUUUGCCAAACUGGUCAUGAUGGACGGUCAAGACUUGGUACCGAAUCCUGAGUCUCUGGACUGCCGGAUCUGCUAUACAGAACUUCAGCCAGGACAGGGCGCAGUUCUCAGGGAAUGUCUUCAUUGCUUCUGCAAAGAAUGCUUGCGCUCCGUCAUUAUGCUGAGCGAGGAGCCGGACGUGUCCUGUCCCUACAGAGAUGACAUGUAUGCCUGCACAUGCUCCUUGCAAGAGCGGGAGAUCAGAGCUUUGGUUACUCCAGAAGAGUACCAACGUUGGCUGCAGAGAAGUCUGUCGGUGGCAGAGUCCCGAUGCGAAGGAAGCUACCACUGUGCCACGGCAGACUGCCCGGGCUGGUGUGUGUACGAAGACACAGUCAACGUGUAUCAGUGCCCCGUGUGCAUGAAGCAAAACUGCCUCAUUUGCAAGGCUAUUCACGAGGGAAUGAACUGUAAGCAAUACCAAGACGAUCUCGCCGUCCGCGCCAUCAACGACUCCGCUGCGCGGAGGACAACGCAUCUACUUCAAACACUAGUGCAAUCCGGGGAGGCCAUGCACUGUCCCCAGUGUGGCAUCAUCGUGCAAAAGAGGGACGGCUGCGAUUGGCUGCGCUGCACUGUCUGUCACACUGAAAUCUGCUGGGUCACCAGAGGGCGACGCUGGGGGCCAAAGGGUCCUGGUGACACCACUGGAGGAUGUCGCUGCAAUAUCAACCGUCAAAAAUGCCAUCCAGAGUGUCAAAACUGUCACUGAGUCAUGCAAGAGUGGGUUUGUGUGUAAAUGAUUGACAUAGAAACCAAAUAUUGUCUGGCGAAGUAUUAGUAGAACAAGUUUACAGUCAAAAGCAGACUUGGAAAGGUUGCACCAUAAAAUGUACCAUCAAAGUUUCCACGACAAAUGAGAAGAAACAUAACCAUGUCCGAACGAGAACAGAAUAAUAACUCUUGGUGGGAUGCGGUGCCUUUGCAAAUGAUUUAUUUCCUCAGCAAAUGUAGCCUUCCAGGUAUGUGUGACUUUAACGUGCUGAAACCAAGCUGCAAUAUUUUACACCAACGUGGCCUUUUUACUUGUGCACAAACUCACAAUCAGGGUGUUCAUCCUUGUGCCCGUGCAAUGUAUAUGUAUUAUAUUCUUGAAACUUUAUAGUCUUAUAUUUUUCUAGGCCUUUGUCCCGUAGUCUUGAUUUUCUGUCUGCUGAAUGGAAACUAAAUGUCUCGCCACGUCGACAUAAUGUAGCAGCUGAUGGAAAAACAGAUACGGUUAAUGCAAAACUUCUGGGUGAGUAGCAUAUUGCUUAUUGAUGUAAUUAUUAAUAGGAAAACUUGUCUCCUGCAAACACAUGUUGUAUAAGCUAAUAAUCCACUCCAAAUCUUGUUUAUAUGUUAUAAGUUAUCUGUGAGGGUUUUCAAUCCACUGUUUACUCCUAAAUGCAUGGUUUGAACUUCAUUAUAUAAACAUUAAGUACUUAGUGAAUAAGUAAAAAACUCCCUCCUCCUUAAACACACGACUAUCCUGCACUGAAGCCAUGCAAAUUACUGUUCUGUCUUAAUAUGUAAUCAAAUAUAUUUGGUGUCUCCUGUGCCUUAAUGCUCAUUCAAUAAAUACCCUUUAAAUUAUGA